Contarinia nasturtii (swede midge) is the source of this 4251-nucleotide messenger RNA. It is a transcript of the gene loh, whose product is annotated as thrombospondin type-1 domain-containing protein 4. Gene Ontology annotation, cellular component: extracellular matrix. The record is from RefSeq and is a predicted model, not a curated record. The transcript is spliced from 14 exons. Bases 698 to 3616 code for a protein of 972 amino acids. Gene Ontology annotation, biological process: extracellular matrix organization. NCBI's taxonomy places the organism in Eukaryota, Metazoa, Arthropoda, Insecta, Diptera, Cecidomyiidae. Gene Ontology annotation, molecular function: metalloendopeptidase activity.
AAAGAGCGGCGCACAGUUUAGACGUUAACAUGCGAGUGCUCGAAUCGAAUUAAUUCAAAUUGAAGCAUCAAGAGUGACUGCAACGAAUCCAUACAUUAUUGUGUUAAAGAGACAUUGUGAUAGUGAAUGAUAUUUGGAUUUGAUUCUCAAGUGUCGAUUGAAACCAUUUUUCAUAUAUGCAUCAGAGGAUAUAUAUGAUUACAUCAAAAACGGAAAAAUGAGAUUAAUAAAGAAAACAAAAAGAGCCCGAAAUUUAUGAAGAGUGACUUUUUUCCAGUAAUUUUGACACAGAACAUAGUUCUGGUUUCGUGUGGAUGCUGUCAUGAAACUUAGACUAUUUUCAUUUUAUAGUGUCACACACAUCAAAUGUUAUUUUGAGUGGUAUUAAUAAGUGCGGAUACUUCUGAAUUUUCUAACCAAUUGACACAUUUUCAUUUGAAGUGAAGCAACAUCAAUACAAACAUGUUUUCUCUUGUGUUUUUCGAUUUAAACAUUCUAAAGAUAAAUAAGUGAAAGUCGACGAUUUUAACGGGAAAAAUACUAAAUUUGCUGAAUUGCACUGGAAACUAAAACUUUUAUUCGAUUAAAAUUGAAGUGUUGCGACAGUGACAUCAUAAGAAAUUAGUUGAUUUUUUUAAAAAAUGCCAUAAUUAGUGCAACUUCAACUUUUUUUGAAACAUAGGUAAAAACUGGAAUUAUGAACACAAUUUUAAGAUUUCUGUUUAUUUUAGCGUAUUUUUCAUUUCAACUGGCAUCAACCGAACAAUCAACGCGUGAACGGAUUGCGAUGCACAAAAAAUGGCUGGAGCAACGUGAACUGCGGAAAAAGCUGUUAAUACAAGAGCGAUUGGCCAGCAAUGGAACAAUUAAGGACUUUUGGCCAUCGCACUACCGUUAUAAACCUGAUGCAACAUCACAAAAUGAGAGAAAAUCUCGACGAAAACCGUUAGAUCUGCAAUUAAAGUCGAAACGAAAGAAACAACAACAGCCGAUCUUAGAAAAUUCCGUAAUGCCAAAUGAAUCAUACGAUAUUUCAACAACAUUCGCGCCAACAACAACACUCCUUCCAUUAACUUCAUAUGUGACAGAACAGACAACCACAGCUGGCAUAACAAAAUCAACGCAAGAACUACAAGCUACAAAUCUCGCAGAGAACACAACAUCGGAAAUCAAUGCAAACGCACACAUCAAUGACCGAAUGAAUUUGAAUGAAACCACAAACAGUCAAACCACUAUAAUUCCGUCAACCACAACCGAACAUUCUAUCACGUACAAUGUAACGGCUCACAAUACAAAAGGUGUUCGGCCAGCUAAUCGAUUGAAAGGAAAUAAACAAUCGAACGCAAUUUGGGGACGAUGGCAAAAAUGGACAAAAUGUUCACGCAGCUGUGGUGGCGGUGUCAUGUCUCAAUCGAGAUUCUGCCUAAACCGAGAUACAACAUUGAAAAAUCGAACCAGCAACGAAUGCAUUGGACUUUACAAGAGAUACCGGAUUUGUAAUGAACAGAGUUGCCCCGACGAUGAACUUGAUUUUCGAGACCAACAAUGUAUGUUUUACAAUAAUCAAUCGUUUUAUGGUAAAAUAUAUUCGUGGGAAUCGUACAUCGCUGAUGAUGCGGAGUGUGAACUGAAUUGUAAACCCAUUGGUAUGGAGUACUUUGCAAAGUUAAAUGAUAUGGUUAUUGAUGGAACUAGUUGUUCGUGGCCCGUUGAUUUUGUGCGACAAAAUCACAGUGGACGUGCUAUGUGCGUUGAAGGCAGUUGUAAGGCCAUUCACAACAGUGGAAUAUUAACCGGGGCGUUCAUGAACAAUGGGGCUGUUCGAUGCGGAAGCACCGUUUGUAACCAAGUUAGCAAAACAUUCACCGAAAAUCCAUUACCAAUUGGUUACUAUGACAUCGUGACCAUUCCGGCCGGAGCCUCAAAUAUUUCAAUUCUCGAGCUUAAAAAUAGCGAAAACUAUUUGGUGUUGAAGCGUGAUCAUUCGUUUAUCAUCAAUGGAGACAAUAUCAUAUCGGAUAGCGGUGUAUACAGAGCAGCCGGUGCUGUAUUUGACUAUCGCCGCAUUGACGACGCAAUUGAGACUAGCGAUGAAAAUUCAGAGGGUGUUACCGAAUGGAUUACGGCAACAGGUCCAAUCAGAGAAGCCGUUCAUUUGAUGGUAUUGAGUCAAAGUAAAAAUCCGGGAAUAAAAUAUGAGUAUUUGAUUCCUGUAAAUCCACCAUCAUCAUCUUCUUCGUCAACUAUUGAUGAAAUGCCACGUAGUGUUGAAAUGGAAGCCGAUAUGCCCCCGGAUGCUGAAACAAAACAAACUGAAAGCGAAAAACGAAAGAAAAAACACACGUACAGUUGGCGUGUUGUAAGCUUUUCAACAUGUUCAAAAACUUGCGGUGGUGGAACAUUGUCACCAAUUAUUCGUUGCGUUCGUGAAGGCACAUCAAAAUUCUUCAAUCACAAACGGUGCGCUAAUCAAGCGAAACCAAAUUUAAAUGAAAAUAUACUUCGUUGUAACACUCAACCAUGUCCAGCAUUUUGGAAAGUUGACGAAUGGAGUGCUUGUAACUGUGGUUUACCCAAUGAAAAUGAUUAUCAAACCAGAGAGAUAAAAUGCGUUCAAGAAUUGGGCUCUGGCAUUGUAAUUCACGUGAAUGAAGGUGCUUGUGUUGAAAAGCAACCGGAUACGCGUCAAGAGUGCAAUUGUCCAAAACAACAAACCACAUAUUAUCGUCAUUCCCACAAAGGAAAGGAUAAAGGUCAUCAUCACCACCAUCAUUCACAGCCAAUUACAUUGAUUGGAAAUUCAACGAUUGGAAAGCGAGCUCAUGUUUUGGAAGGUCGAAAACCUGGGGUGUGGAUCGCGAGUGAUUGGAGUGAACAGUGCUCAACGAAAUGUGGUGAAGGAACUCAAUACCGUUCAAUAUUCUGCGAUCGUUCACCGAAAAAUGAUCGAUGCGACAUUAGUCUAACUCCAGACACAACCAGAUCAUGCACGGAAACGGCUCGCUGCAAUGUUGGCGAUUGGUUUAUUGGCCCAUGGAGCAAUUGCUUUGGCGAUUGUUUCAAUUUGAUGCGAUCUCGUUCGGUUUUAUGCAUUAAAGACGAUCAAAUUGUGGGCGAUUCGAUGUGUGUCGAUUCAAACAAUGUGGAAAGUACAACAAAACCAAUUACAAUUGAAAAAUGUGAGCAGAAAGAUGUAUCUUAUUGCAAACCAAAAUGGCAUUACUCUGAAUGGACGGAGUGUUCCCGAAGCUGUGGUUCCGGCACUCAACGGCGAGUUGUAAAAUGUUUCGAGCCAGAUGUGAAAGAGACGCUAUUAAAGGAUUCAGAUAAAUGCCGUUAUAUCGAACGAACACCAGCGUUUAGAAGUUGCAACACACAUGAAUGCGAUGGAAAAUCAUCUGAAUUGGAAGAAGCGACUGAGGCUCCGAAAGUUAUUGUACCAACAAAAAAACAUAUUGAACCAAAAGUUCGGCUCAUUCAAAAUGACAGUACACCAAAGUGUGAAGAUCGUUAUAAAAACUGUAUGUCGGUAGUAAAAGCAAAAUUAUGCACCUAUGAAUAUUAUAUCGAAAAUUGCUGUGCGUCCUGCAAAGAAGCCGUUCUUCUGGGCUACUGAAGCGGUUUUUUUUUCGAUUUUGUGGAGAACAUUAAUUUAUUUUAUUAAAAAAAAUCAAAUAAAUCUUCCGAUAGAUUGAAUGAGAGAUGCAAUGGAUGAAAGAACUUUCGAAUGGUUUGCAAAUUGUGCCCGUAUUUAAUUAAAGCAUAAAGUAUUGUCUCGGUUGUCGUUGCAAAACUAACAUUUUAACAAAUAAAUAAAAUGACUGUCGUGAUCUGUUUAUUUUUCGUAUUCAAUUGGUAGACUAAUUCAGAAAUCAACAUAAAAAUAUAAUACCGUUUUCACCACCAGCAUUAAGAUUAUAAUCGUUUAAUAUAUAAGCCAUCCAUUCGAACUUAAGCAAUUGAUUUUAAGAGAUUUCAAAUUUCAUCAAGUUACCGCUACAACAUGGACCAGUGAUCGUGGGUAAUGACAACAAGAUCGACAAUUAUAUCAAUGCUAAAGUUUUGUUUCGAUUCCAGAUCUUCUUUUGAAUACACAGACACCGGUUUCAUCAUCCAUUCAUUUUUCAUAAUAUUUUUAAGCCAUUGAAAUGAGAAUGCAUUUUCAGGUGUCAUAAAAGCCUGCAAUACGUAAAUUCAAAAAUUGAUUUAAUUUGUCUGUGCACUAUCUAAAAUUGUUUUGAUUUGAUUUAA